AUGGCACUUCGACAUUUGUUCGAAAAAUUGCCUAUACCAAGUUUACGCUUGUAUACAUCUAUUAGUUCUUUAUUGUUAAUUGGAAAUCUUAUUUACAUAAACCAGUUGAUACAAUUCAGUGAUGAUAGUGGACAUACUCUCAAGUCUGAAUAUAACACUAUCAAUACAACAAAUUUUGAAACAGUGUCAUCUGUCAAUAUAUCUGAGACACUAAACGCUGUCAGUGGUACGAUAGUGAAAAAAAAUGAAUCGAUAUCAGCUGAGUCUUUAGCUACAAACGAUCCGUUAUCGCUUACUUAUAUUCAAACGUUAUUUUCAAUUAUGAUCUCCGAGCCAUUGUCAUUGUUGAUUUUGGUUAAUGCAGCUUAUUGUGCUCUAACAUUAGUGGGUAAAAGUAUUCAACUUGUUGUUUUUGGCACUUUACGUCCAAUAGAAGUGCAGCGUAUCAAAGACAAAUUUUGGAAUUAUGCGUUUUACAAAUUUAUUUUUUUGUUUGGUGUUCUAAAUGUUGAAGAUUUGAACGAUAUUGUUUUAUGGUUAUUAUGGUUUUCGUUACUGGGAUUUUUGAUCGUAUUUUGUCAACUCUGCAAGGAUCGUUUUGAACUGUUAUCUGUUUCGACGUCUGUUCGUUCAUGGGAACUAAUUAAAAUAAUUGGUUUAUUAAACUUUGUGUUUUGUUGUUGUAUGUCAUUAUUUGGCUUAUGCCUAUUUGGUUUAAAUAUCGGUGGUUUGUCUGUAUUCUUCUUUAUGUUAGCCGAGACUGUUUUAUUAUCAUUAGAUACUGUAUACGUAUUAGCCAAAUACUGUAUGCAUCUUUACACGUUACAACAACAUCAACAACAAAUAGCUUCAUCAUCUACAGCUAUUGAUAACAGCAAUAACAAUGAAACUCGUUUAUUAAUAGCAUAUUAUUGUGAAUUUAUCUUUGACGUAUUAACACUUACUAUCGAUAUAUGUCAUCAUUUACAAAUGUUACUUCAUUGCAAUAUAUUUUUGAGUAUGGCUUCGUUGGUCGUUUGUAUGCAAUUAAAACCAUUAAUUGAUGAGCUAAUGCAACGUAUGAAACGACACAAUUUAUAUCGAUUAGCCAUGUCCAAAAUGGAACAAAAAUAUCCGCUUUUAACAAAAUAUGAGUUGGAAGAAAAAUUUAAAAAAAAUCGCAAUUAUUCCCCGGAUGAAGUCUGUUCUAUUUGUUGGGAACGAUUUGAAAAGGCACGAUGUUUACCAUGUGGACAUUUAUUUCAUCAAAAUUGUCUACGUAGUUGGUUAGAACAAGAUCCGUCUUGCCCUGUAUGUCGGCUACCACUUCAUGAUGAAACUAGUCCGUCAGCUCCAACUACUGCCAAUGUUCAACCACAACCAGCAGCUAGUUUUAAUUUAUUUUGGCCAUCGUUUACGGUUGGAAAUAAUGCAAGAACUAGUCAACAACAGCAGCCACAAGGCGCAGUUGGCAAUGCAGUACCACGUCAACGUAAUCAUUUAUUUCGUUUUGAUGGUUCACGAUAUGCUUCAUGGUUACCCAGUUUUAGCGUUGAAGUUACUCAUACACACAAUUUUCCAUUUCGAUUUGGUCGUCAAAGAUUAUCGACUACACAACUAAAUACAAUGGUACAACAUGUUCGACAAAUUUUUCCCCAGAUACCAAACAAUAUUAUUUUAAAUGAUUUACAACGUACACAAUCAAUUGAUUCGACAAUUAAUAAUAUUAUGGAUAGACGUAUUAGAGAUUUAAAUAUAUUAGAGCAACAGGCAGACGCAACAGGAAAUCAUUUGGAUUCAUCAGACACUGACUCGUAUGGAUCUUCCUCAUCAUCAAAUUCUUCACCUUCAAGUUCAGACGUAGAAGAUUCUGAUAUAAGACAAACAACAAAUAUCAAUAAUUCAACAUUGUCUGAAUUACAAAUUGAUAAUAUGAUGAAUGAUCAAGAAUUAUAUUCUUGGCCACUUGAUCAUCGUAAGCCAUUUUCGGAUCGUAAACGACAAUUAAUCACUCAUAUGAGACGAUGUUACAUUGAACGUGAACGUAGCCAACUUCAAACAAAAUCAGAUUUAUUAUCAUCACCAUAA
Molecule: messenger RNA, 2067 nt
Organism: Didymodactylos carnosus
Lineage: Eukaryota; Metazoa; Rotifera; Eurotatoria; Philodinida; Philodinidae
Source: the annotation of a GenBank genome assembly